AUGGCGCGAACAGGCCUGGUGGCCGUCCUCAUCAUCGCCAUCCUGGCGACUUUCGCUAGCGCAACCGUCCAAUCCUUCUGCAAAUGCACCUGUUUCCAAAACAGCACCAUCAUCGCCCUCGGUCCCCAACACGACAACGGCGAACCCGCCUCACCACCACCACCCGCCAAAUCCUCCCUCUCCUCCCUCUCCUCCUCCUCAUCCACCCUGACCAGCACCUCCUCCUCCCGCCACGAACCCAACCCCGACCCCGACCCCGACACCCAACAAUCCCAAUCCCCCCUCCCCCCUCAACCCCUCCUCAUCCCCCGCGAAGCCUCCACCUCCUGCAAACAAUGCAACCGCGCCUUCUGCCUCAAAUACAACCUGCCCAUCUGCAAAGACGCCGAAGAUAAAGACAUCAAAACGACUUGUUUCCAGCGUGACUCGCCCAAAGACCGCUUCAUUGUUUGGGGGUUUCUGCUGGGUACCGCGGGCCUGCUCGGCUGGGCGGCGCUCCGGAGAGUGGUGGAUGCUGCGCGGUUGAGGCGGGAGAGGGAGAGGGGGAGGCAGGGCUUAGGAGGGAACGGGAUGGUUGCGGGGGCCGGGACGGGGGGUUCCUCUAGGGAAUACGCAUGA
Molecule: messenger RNA, 618 nt
Organism: Dichotomopilus funicola
Lineage: Eukaryota; Fungi; Ascomycota; Sordariomycetes; Sordariales; Chaetomiaceae
Exons: 3
Coding region: 1-618 (205 amino acids)
Source: RefSeq, a predicted model, not a curated record